Messenger RNA from Hyaena hyaena (striped hyena), 3059 nucleotides. RefSeq names its product eukaryotic translation initiation factor 2 alpha kinase 2 (gene EIF2AK2). Gene Ontology annotation, biological process: protein phosphorylation. Gene Ontology annotation, molecular function: double-stranded RNA binding; ATP binding; protein kinase activity. The transcript has 16 exons. The record is from RefSeq and is a predicted model, not a curated record. Lineage: Eukaryota; Metazoa; Chordata; Mammalia; Carnivora; Hyaenidae.
CAGCCGGACUCUGGACGAGUUCAUUUACCCAGCUUCUCCGAUCCUGAAAUGGAGCGGGUAAUAUCCACCCUGGCACGCCACGGGCGCUCGGAGCUCUCCCCGUCCUCCCUGCGGACGCAGACACGCAGCUGGAAGCCCGAGGACCUGAAAUGGGGGUGCUGCAGGAGGGUCCCAGCGCGCCCCGCGGGCACCGAGCGGCACGUGGGUGGCCGCGCGCGCCGCGCAGACUCGGCGGGAGACUCGAAUUUCCCGCGAUUCCCGGAGUCGAUGCGGGAGGGGCGGCGCGCGGCCAUAGAAGGCGGAGCCCGCGGGGAAAAGGAAAGCGAGAGCGAGCCGCCCGCACGCAGCAGGCGGGCGGCGGCGGCGGCGGCGGCGCAGCGUGAGCAGCGGGCUCCGGGCGCGAGCGGGGCGGCGGCGGCGCGGGGCGAGCAGCGGGCCCCGGGCGCGAGCGGGGCGGGGACGGCCCGGGAAGUGGCCGCCGGGGAGAGGCCGCGACCCCGGCCCGGCCGCGCGCGAGCGCCGUCCGAGCCCCGCAGCUGGGGAAAGGCUCCCGCAGCGCCCCGGCGGCUGGCAGCUAUUUCCUUCCUGCGAAGAAUUUCGAUCAGAGCAAGUUACUAGAAGAAAUGGCCAAUCAUCGUCCACCAAGUUUUUUUAUAGAAGAACUUAAUGUAUACUGCCAGAGGCACAACAUGUUACUUAAGUAUGAGGAACUGUCUAAGACAGGACCUCCACAUGACUCAAGGUUUACAUUUCGAGUUAUCAUAGAUGAGAAAGAAUAUCCAGAAGCUGAAGGCAAAUCAAAGAAGGCAGCCAAAAAUGCUGCAGCUAAAUUGGCUAUUGAAAUACUUAAAGAAAGCAAGGUGGUUAGUUCUGUACCAUUGCCAACAAUGAAUUCAGCAGAAGGAUUCUGAUCCACUGGGAAUUUCAUAGGCCGUAUCAAUAGGUUUGCCCAGAAGGAGCAACUACCUGUAAAUUAUGAACAGUGUGAAUUGAAAGAACCUGGACCGGAAAGGUUUCAUUAUAGAUGCAGAGUUGGACAGAAAGAAUAUGGUAUUGGUGUAGGUGCUACUAAACAAGAGGCUAAACAGUCAGCUGCUAAGAUUGCGUAUGAGCAGAUACUAUCAGAAGAAGCCUCAAUGGACGCUAACCCAGCAUUAGAUGGUUCUGUGAUUACUUCACCCGGUGACUCUGGAAGGAACUCUUUGGUGAGAAGCAUAUUUGCUUCUGAAUCAUCACCUGAAAGUGAUUUCUCAGAAAAUUCACCAGGAGGAAGUUGUAACGGGGGCAAUCUAAACAAUGCUUCAUCUCCUGUGAAUAAUUUCAGAAGUAAUGAAAGGAAGGUGAAAAGAACUUUGGCACCUACCUUUAACUCUCCUGUGACAAAAGACAGCAAGUACUCCGUGGAAGUCAGGUUUACCAACGAUUUUACAGAAAUAGAACUGAUUGGCUCAGGUGGAUAUGGCCAAGUUUUCAAAGCAAAACACAAAAUCGAUGGGAAGACUUACGUUGUUAAACGUGUUAAAUACGAUAGCGAGAAGGCAGAGCGUGAAGUAAAAGCUUUGGCAGCCUUCAAUCACCGAAAUAUUGUUCACUACUACAGUUGCUGGUUUGGCAGUGAUUACUAUACUGAGAACAGCAUUAACACUUCAAGACCAAAGACUAAGUGCCUUUUCAUCCAAAUGGAAUUCUGUGGUAAAGGGACAUUGGAGCAAUGGAUUGACAGCAGAAGAGGCAAGACACCAGACAAAGAUUUGGCUUUGGAAUUAUAUGAACAAAUAACAGCCGGUGUGGAUUAUAUACAUCACAAUGAGUUAAUUCAUAGAGACCUUAAGCCAAGUAACAUAUUUUUAGUAGAUACAAAACAAGUAAAGAUAGGAGACUUUGGACUUGUGACAUCCCUGAAAAAUUAUGUAAAGCGAACAGCGAAUACAGGAACUCUUCAAUACAUGAGCCCAGAACAGAUUUCUUUACAAGAAUAUGGAAAAGAAGUGGAUAUCUUUGCUUUGGGGCUAAUUCUUGCGGAACUUCUUUACAUAUGUCCCACUGUUUCAGAAACAUUACAGAUUUUUAAAGGGCUAAGGGACGGCAAGUUCCCAGAUGUAUUUGACAGCAGAGAAAAAAUUCUUCUGCAAAAAUUACUGUCACCUGAACCCACGAAACGGCCUGAUGCAUCUGAAAUACUGGAGACCUUGAAGGAGUGGAAGAAUGUUGCAGAGAAGAAGAAACGAAGUACAUGUUAGAGCGCUUCUAAAAAAAAAAGUAUCCUGCUUUGGAUAUUCAAUUUUUCUAUAACUGCCUAAAAUCUUCUAGGGACAGCUGUUGGGUAUUUACCUUCUAUUUUUAUUUUGUCCUGAAGUUUUCACUAAAUUUUAGGAAGGUUUGAAUCUUUUAAAAAAUUUUUACUUCAAAAACAUACAUUUUCCUUUUCUGUAGCGUAUCUCCUUAUUAUAAACAUGGGGGGGGUGUAAUCAAAAUUUUAAAAUACUAGUGAAUCAAUUAAUAAUUGUUAAAUGUCUGCUGUAUCUAGGUCAAAACAUAUGAGAUCGCUCCCUGUUUUAAAUAGCUAACAAGCUAUUCAGAGAAAUAUGGUACUCUUAAGAAGAUAAGUGGUAUACAAUCACUUUGGAAAACAAUUUGGUAUAGUCCAGUAAAGUUGAAGGUGUAUAUACCCUCAAAGCCAUCAAUUUGGUUCCUACAUGCUUGCCUACCAGAACGUUCAUAGAAACCCUGUUCAUAACAGCCCCAAAAACAAAAAACAAUGUACAUCACAAGAGGAAUGGAUAAAUAAAUUAUAUUUUUUCAUACACUAUAAUAUUAUAUAGUAGUGGAAAUGAAUGAAUUAUAGCUAAGUGCGAUACGUGAUAUAUCUCUGAGGAACAUAAUGUUAAGUAAAGAAAGCCAGUUACAGAAAAUAUAUACAGAAUGAUUCUAUUUACAUAAAGUUCUAGACCAUGCUAAAUGAAACACUUUGUUUAGAAAUCUGAACAAAUGUGGUAAAACUAUAAAGGGAAAGAAAGGAAUAAAUUCUAAAAUCUGAUAGUGGUUAUCUGAGGAGGGAU